AUGCCACUCUCCAUGUUGCAGCAGACUCCAGAUGUAGAUAGCCCCUUACUCUCUCGGCAUUCUGGACACCCAGGCACAGGAACAGGAGGUAGAGCCAAUCAACUUGAGAGAAUUGGUGCCCUUGUGGGUGCCCCAGCACGGACCAGCCAACCCAAGGGCUCUACCUCCCUCAAUUUGAACAUUCCGGUCAACCCUCUUGCUCCAGAAUCAGUUCGUAAGGGUUGUGGAAGUCGGGCAAAGAAACCUCCUCCACCAUAUAGUGCCUCUGAGCUGGUGGAUCCCCCUGCUGCAACUUCCACUAAAGCUCAGGGAAAGAAAGCCAAGGCGACGAAGACUGCUGUUAUCCCUCCCUUGAGCAUGGAGGCAUCAGACAUCCAAUCCAGUUUUCAUCAACAUGAAGCUGGUGCAAGCUUUUCUCAACACAUUGUUCCCCCGGGCACAGAACCUGACUUGCAAGCACUCAACAACCCAUAUGUAGCUACAGCAAGGGAGAAGGUUGCCACAAUGUGUCUUCCUGCUAUCACUACUAGAUCUACAAAGAAAGAUUUUGUGCCACCAAUACCUUCAAGAUCUACAUCAGCUAUGAUGGAAGUGGUCAAAAAGAUUCAGAAUCAGACACGUCUAGAAGUUGGUUGGGGAGCAUCAAAGGGAUACCUUACUGCGCACCCUGGUUUCUCAAAGAAAGUAUUACCAUCUCAACCCCAGGUCACCACUGCUCUGCCGUCAGACUUCAAGUUCCAAUAUUCCCAUGAUGAAGACAAUAAUAUAGCAUUGGCUGUGGAGGAUAGUGCCUCCAGCGAUGAUGACAUCCAGCUGGCGGCCAUUGAACCCAAGCCAGAUGAUGUUUUACUCCAUCACCAAAAGAAAAAUGGAUGCCCCUUGGAGGAAUCAGAAACCAAAGCUUCUAUGGUCAAAGCACCAAGAUCCAAGGAACUGUCUGAGCCCAAGCCCACUCAACUUGGCUGGUACCUGCCACACUGGAAGGCCUUCCUUGAGGAUGCCAAAGGGGAUUGCUAUACACAGCACACAAUCGAGAAUGCAUUCCCAACUUUGGCCGAUGAUCUACCCAUUUCCAAUGACUUGAAGGCAGUCUGUGGCCCAAUUACAAGCCUGACAUGGCGAAACUGGUAUCUGUAUGAAGAUUGGUCAACCUGGCACUCCGAUUUGAAGAAAACAGCAGUUGCCAUAGCACCCACCAUAUACAACCUCAUCCCCUCACCCGAAGUCGCUAUGCAAGAUCGUGUGACAUAG
Molecule: messenger RNA, 1251 nt
Organism: Suillus fuscotomentosus
Lineage: Eukaryota; Fungi; Basidiomycota; Agaricomycetes; Boletales; Suillaceae
Exons: 10
Coding region: 1-1251 (416 amino acids)
Source: RefSeq, a predicted model, not a curated record